Molecule: messenger RNA, 983 nt
Organism: Daldinia decipiens
Lineage: Eukaryota; Fungi; Ascomycota; Sordariomycetes; Xylariales; Hypoxylaceae
Exons: 2
Coding region: 198-728 (176 amino acids)
Source: RefSeq, a predicted model, not a curated record
GGUUACCGUACGUCGGAAUGUAGUCCUAUCUGUUUGCCGUCUUUCUGCAAGCCAAGCGUAUGAUAUGUGCGUGGGGGAAGUAGUAUAAAAAGUAUGCGUAUAGUCUUCUGGUCAGGAAAGAUGAUGCACCAUUCCCGGAGAAUAUCAGCCUCUGUCGAUCACUCCUCAUCACGCAAUUCAAACAAACUUCUGCCACCAUGAAGUCAAGCUUCUUUACUCUGAUUGCCGGUUUCGCCGCCUCUGCGGUAGAUGGGUUUAACCAUGUCCAAAAAGAAGCCCACCGGCCACAGCCCGUGUAUGAAAUUGAGACCAUCCAGCCGUCGCUACAUCUCGAUAAGGGGAACUUGAAGCAAGUUCCCACCAGCUCGGUCCUGUCGUCGCGUCAAUCCACCGCUGGUGACUUUUAUGAAUGCAGGAACUCGAACCCCCCACCUGGUGAUAGCGACUGCAAUAAUGUGAUCGACGAGGUGUUUGCACUAGACCAACCCCUCAUAGUGGCAUCCAACGCGUGCCUAUUGUUUCAAUACGGAACGUGUUGGGGCUUCUUUUGCGCCUUAUGCCAACAACUAUCGACCGACACCAACUUCGUCGGCAGCCAGCUCGCCUCAGCUGAAUCCCUAUGUGUAUCCGGCGGCCAGGCCGGCACCCUCAUCAGCCCAGACGAGCCACAGUGGGAGGCCGGCUUCAUCUACCAGGGCGGUAGUCUACCCACCUACAACGUCUGUUAGUUACCAGGAAGUAAUUAGUGCUUGAUUAAUCAAGUGAAAUCAUGUUGGCAAGUUUCACUGGGGUUGCGGCGUGGGGAUGUAUAUUUCUUGUAUCUCUCACAUCUGAUGGUGUUAGAGGCAUAGGUGUGUAUAAAGAGCAAUGAAGUAAUUUAAGAUAGAGAAGAGGUUGACGUAGUAUCCAAAAUACUAACGUCCAGCCUCUCAAGCAAUCGGAACUUACUUCACUCGAGCAUUUUAGUUCUUAUUGCGUGAUAC